AUGGAAUUUGAUGAGAUCGUUGUGAAAGAGAGCCCGGGACUAUGCCGGUGCUGUCUUUCCGAAGGUUGCUACAAAGACUUGGGUACGGAAUAUACUUGGAUGGAUGAUACAGAAAUUUAUGCUGAUAUGUUAUUGGAGUGUUUCGAUAUAAGUAUAUCUCAACACAAUGAAGGCCCGAAUGGUCCCAACAGGUUGAUCUGUGAGGUGUGCAUUACUAGGUUAAGAGAUGCCUGCAAUUUCAAGAAGCAAGUAUUGGCGUCGGAAAAAAAGUUUGUAGAUAUGAUAGGUCGUGGCGCUUUUAAACCGAAAGUAUUAGUUUAUCAAAGUCCUGUAAAAGCUGAAACAAACAUGGAAAUACAACAGCAGCUUGAGGAGCCGGAUGUGGAGUAUCUUGAAGCGGAUUUAGAAUAUGAAGGUGAUGAUCUCCCAAAAGAAGAUGAAUCAAUAGAACAAGUAACCGAGGACAUAACUGUAACCACUUUACCGGUAAAAGGCAAACGAGGACGGCCGAGGAAGAAUGCUGUAGUUGUCAAAAGCGAUAAGAAGGCCAAAGUAACAAAAUCAGAUGAGAAACCCAAGACUUCUAAAGCUGUUUCUAAAGAUGUAAAACCCCGGAAACUCAAAGGCUGUGAAUCGUCAUCGAUGCGCAGACGGAAAAAUCUACAAAUUCUAUUCAACAAUACCUCAGUGAUACCGUUCAAAUGGCGAGGGAAAUAUCUCUGCUUCUAUUGUAGUAAAGAUAUAACUGAAUACAUUGAGCUUCGGAAGCAUACGAAGUCUCACGGCAGCUGCUCAAUCGGAGACCAUUCCCUAAAAGUCCUUAAAGGUGGCCAAAAUAUGGAAAUUAAAAUUGACAUAUCAGAUAUAAGAUGCCACGUAUGCGACGAACCGUUCCCAACGAUCGCUGAGGUGGUAAAUCACCUCAAUGUAAAGCAUAAGCUGGAAUACGACAAAGACGUCGAAAUGGCUAUAGAGGAAUACCAAUUAGCAGAUCUAAAAUGCCUGUCGUGCGACGAAAAAUUUUCCUAUUUCGGUUAUUUGGUAUCACACGUAAACAAUAAUCAUCCAAAGAAUUGCCUGAUAUGUGACAAUUGCAGCCAAAAAUUCAAUAAGAAGAGAGACCUAUUCUCGCAUAUGAAAAACUAUCACAGAGAGGGCGGGUAUAGAUGCGAUUUAUGCCCCCAGAAAUUUACCUCCUUAAAUAUUCUAAGGAAACAUAGAAAUAAUCGACAUUUGACGAGGUGUAACAUUUGUCUGUUGAAACUACCUUCAGCGGCGCUUAAACAGAAACAUAUGGAUCUGGAGCACCCGGAUGACGGUUCCCUAAAAUGUGAUAAUUGUUGCAAGGAGUUUCACACAAAACAAGGCUUGAAAAUGCAUACAAGGAAGUGUAAAGGUGUUGAGGAAGUAUUGGAAAUAGGCAUUAAAAGAGAGGGCUAUGAGGCUAUGGAUGUAGAUGACAGCUAUGAAGAUCUGGUGAAGAGACCUAGCGUGAAACAAAUCAGGGAGAACAUUGUCACAGUCAUUAAUAUGUCUACGGCGAUACCUUUUAAUUUUUACAAAAACAAAUUUAAUUGUUUCUAUUGCUCGAAAGAUUUCGCAGACUCCGAUUCAAUGCGGGAUCACACGGUCGUAGAACAUCCUGUGUGCGACGUAAAGCAGAAAUGUAUUAGGAAAUGUAGGGAAUCGGUGGCGUGCGUUAAAAUCGACAUAUCGACGCUGGCUUGUAAGGUUUGUUUCCAGUCCAUUAGCGAAUUAGAUCUUCUGAUAGACCAUUUAAUAGAUAAGCACAAUGCUAAUUAUGAUAAAUCUAUAACGACAUGCUUACAACCCUACAAACUAAUUAAAGACCAUAUGGCGUGUCCAGUUUGUCCCAAUGAGGUUUUCAGGUUUUUCGGCACACUACUCAAACAUAUGAAUAACAGACAUACAAACAAUAAUAUAAUUUGCGUGUACUGCGGACAAACUUUCAGACGCGAUCAAAAUCUUAGAGUCCACAUAUGGCGGCACCAUAGAGACGGUAGGUUUAAAUGUAAUAUUUGCGGCGCCGAAUGCAAUAUACCUUCCCGCUUGUAUAUGCAUAUGGCUAAAGUUCACGGUGUAAAAGCGGCGAAGUGUCCGAAGUGUCCUGAAUCGUUUGCCACGCAGUAUUUGCGGCAAAAACAUCUGAUCGACGCCCACGAAUCUGGUCACAAGUGUUCCUACUGCGGCAAACUGUUCACUCGGAACUCUUUCAUGCGGGACCACGUCAGGCGCACCCAUUUGAAGGAGAAGAACGUGGAGUGUACGAUUUGUAACAUGAAGUUCUUUAACAAUAUUCUCUUGAGGAGGCAUAUGGUGAAGCACAGUGGUGAGAAAAAUUUCAACUGUGACAUAUGCGGUGAACGGUUUUACUGGAGGAAAAGUCUGCGCACCCACAUGACUCGACAUAGUAAACACGUCACCACAUUACAAUUGUAA
Molecule: messenger RNA, 2460 nt
Organism: Parnassius mnemosyne (clouded apollo)
Lineage: Eukaryota; Metazoa; Arthropoda; Insecta; Lepidoptera; Papilionidae
Source: the annotation of a GenBank genome assembly